AAGUACAUGGCAGGUACCGCGGGGUGAUGUAAAUUGUAAUUCCGUAGUUCCGUGCCGCAAUUGACUGAUUCAUUCUCGAAUGCCUUUGUCGCUGGCAUUGCAUCUCUUCCGACUGAACUCGACUUAGUAUCUACAUCAUCUAUAAUUCAUCCCUUUCCGACUCCGCUCAACGCAAUCUCCUGAAAGCUUUACUGAACAAAUACUAUUUCAUGAACGCCAUGGACCAAGUUAUUCCCGGACUUUGGAUUGGAGGGCUUCCAAGCGCCAUGGACACAGAGAAUCUCAAAGAGAACAAGAUCUAUAGUGUUCUUUCGGCAAUGAGAGGAAAAAUAUCUAUACAUGAAACUUUCGUCAAGCAUCAAAUCUUUUUGGACGAUUCUGAAGAAGAAGAUAUCUUGAUACAUCUGUUACCAGCUAUUGCUUUUAUACAAUCUGAAUUGGAUAAGGGAAGAGGAGUUCUGGUGCAUUGUCAAGCAGGAGUCAGUCGAAGCGCAACAAUUGUUGCUGCAUAUUUAAUGCAUAAUAGACAAAUGGGCGUCGAAGAAGCUUUAGAUCUUAUACGGAAAGCCAGACCUGAAAUCGAUCCCAAUCCGGGAUUCAUAGCUCAGCUGGAGAUCUUUCACAAUGCUUCGUUCAAUAUUUCUCGGAAGGAUAAGGACACACGAUUGUAUUACAUGCAGCGAACGACGGAGGAAGUGAUGAAUGGCGAUGGUAGCUUACCUUCUACUGAUAUGUUCGCUCGUUUUCCUCGCUCCGCAAUUGAUUCGACUCCAUCUACUCCCGGAGGUACACUCAGAGGUCCUCGGCGUCGUAUUCGAUGCAAAAUGUGCCGUCAGGAGCUUGCAGCUCGAGAACACAUGCUGGACCACGGUCAAAUUGGCCCAGCUACCCCUGCAAUAACGCCUGCAGCAUCUCGUAGACCAUCUACAAAUCAGCCUCAACAGCCAAUUUCUCGUCGCUCGUCACGAUUGGGGUCGGAUUCGAGGCCACGGAGACCAUCUGGGUUGUCAUUUGGGGGCUUCGGAGAUGCAUUGACAAUGUCUUCAAUGAACGGUAGUAAUACCAGCUUAACAAACAAGACUUCCACCUCCGCCAUCGUUGAUGACGAUGAUGACGAUGACGAAGAAGGCGAACCUACAGCCAGACCAUUGAAUGAUAUCAAUGGUAGACCCGUAACUUCUCCCCCGUUGACUGCAACACCCAAAGGUCCUGCUGGAAGUCGUCCACCUGUCCCUCGCCCAUUUGGCAGUGCAUCAAAAAGCAUCAUGGAGACUAUGUCGAUGUCUGGCACUAUAAAGCUGACAAACAUCCGUCGUCCUUCUGGAUCUGCGACGCCAAGUUCUCCGAAUACCUUUGCGCAGGUGGCAACUCAUAUUGGGAGGAGGAUGUCUGAUGCAAUGCUGACGCCUCCGGUUGAGGAGACUCAUCCCUCUGCGAUUGAUACUGUAGGGCAUAGCAAUGGUACGAUCCUUGAGCCAGGAUCUGCAGAAAAAUCGGUGAAGGAAGAUACACCUCCGAUCGCUUCACCAGCACCGAAUUCUUCCCCUCAUUUAGCCCGAUCGUCGUCAGGAGUUUCCCCACCUUUAUCAUCCCCGAAUGAAUUUGCAGCACAAUUACAUGCUAAUCCUAAAUUAGCGGCGCUUCGCGGGGGAGUAUCACCACCCUUAUAUGGAACCACUCCUUUAGGGGUGGACAGUGCAGCUAGUGGGGGAGGGGGAGCAAAACCACAGCCAGUGAGCCCACCGAUUCUCAUGAACCCAAAGUGUUCAGGGUAUUUCGUCGAACCUAUGCAAUGGAUGGAACCUUUUCUCGAGGCGGGAGAAAUUGCGGGGAAAAUUGUGUGUCCGAACAAAAGAUGUGGGACCAAGUUGGGGAAUUACGAUUGGGCUGGGGUUCGUUGUGGGUGUAAAGAAUGGGUCGUGCCGGGAUUUUGUAUAAGCCGUUCCAAGGUUGACGAGAUUGUAGCUUGAGAUUCACUUAUAAUUGUCAAGGCGAAUAUGAAAGACCUUGAAAGCUGACGAGUAUAUAUAUACGUUGUGUACCUCGGCCUGUUGGUAAAAAAAACACAGAAUCGAUGCCGCAGUCAAGCGCCCAUUUAAUUAUUGUGUGGCG
Molecule: messenger RNA, 2112 nt
Organism: Lentinula edodes (shiitake mushroom)
Lineage: Eukaryota; Fungi; Basidiomycota; Agaricomycetes; Agaricales; Omphalotaceae
Exons: 8
Coding region: 210-1970 (586 amino acids)
Biological process (GO): protein dephosphorylation
Cellular component (GO): nucleus
Molecular function (GO): protein tyrosine/serine/threonine phosphatase activity
Source: RefSeq, a predicted model, not a curated record